Molecule: messenger RNA, 642 nt
Organism: Puccinia graminis f. sp. tritici CRL 75-36-700-3
Lineage: Eukaryota; Fungi; Basidiomycota; Pucciniomycetes; Pucciniales; Pucciniaceae
Exons: 1
Coding region: 18-464 (148 amino acids)
Source: RefSeq, a predicted model, not a curated record
CAAGGCUCAAGGAAACCAUGCUCGCUCGAAUAGUCGCAGCUUGCCUAAUUGGCUCCAUGUUCAUCUUCAUUUCCGCCUACGAGUCGGGACCGGAACGGAUCGGUUAUGAACUCGCACUCAGCGGCACGGAACCUACCCAGAAGAUCCCCGAAAAAUGUCGGUGCGAAGCCGAAUGGCAAAAGACCACGGCAUCUCAACCCUGUAAGAGCUUGCUCACCUGUGAUCGAGCCGGCAUACAUGGUCACUGUCCAUUCCACAGUUACGUGGAAUAUUUUACAUGCAGCAAUCCGAAGUGCAGCGGCAGUGCAGGCCCCAUCUUCACAAGUUGCAAGUACCCGCAUCAACUAGGCAAGUGCGACGAACCAAACAUACCUCAAGCCCUAAUCAGGGGGAGGCGCACACUAAGCGCUCCUCCCCGUCUUCAGGACGGACACUGGUGCACCUUCGACACCCCUUCAAUUUGAAGGGUUUCUUGACUCUAGGAAUUCAACAUCAUUAUGAAAUUCAACUUAAUACUUUCAAGAUUGGAUCCAUGUUUCAGGGUCCGCGUGUGUUGCAUCCUCCAAAAAGACUUGGCAUGACAAACAAAAGAAAAAUACAAACAGGAAAAAUAAUAUAGGCUUUGAUAGUAAAAUCAAACAG